This is a messenger RNA of Colletotrichum paranaense, 1527 nucleotides long. RefSeq names its product histidine acid phosphatase. The record is from RefSeq and is a predicted model, not a curated record. NCBI's taxonomy places the organism in Eukaryota, Fungi, Ascomycota, Sordariomycetes, Glomerellales, Glomerellaceae. The coding region runs from base 1 to 1527 and encodes 508 amino acids. The transcript has 2 exons. Gene Ontology annotation, molecular function: phosphatase activity. Gene Ontology annotation, biological process: dephosphorylation.
AUGACUACCCUUGAACCUCGCCAACCUUACACCGACGCCGAGCUGCGCCAGCUGUACCCUCCACAGCUCAAGCUCCAGCUCGUGCAGAUCCUUCUCCGGCACGGCGAACGAACUCCCGUCAACCCUCGCUUUUCCAACACCGGCCUUCCGGAGUAUUGGCCCUAUUGCAGUGUUGUUCGUCACCUCCGAAAUGCUGUUCUCGAUCCGGACACCGGUGAAUACUCAUACCUCGAUUGGAAGAGACGUCUCGAGGGAUUCGGUUCUAAAGACGAUAGUCCUGUAAUCGUUGCCGGCCCCAAGGGCGAGCUUGACGAUAUCUGUGAUCAUGGCAUGCUUACGGACCGCGGCCGAGAGACCACCCACCAACUAGGCAAACGCUUUCGUGAUCUCUACGUUGAUCGACUCAGCUUCUUGCCCACAGACCUCACCGACGCGGAGUCUCUUUAUCUUAGGUCAACGCCGGUCCCGCGAGCUCUGGAGUCUCUUCAACAAGCCAUUUCUGGCCUAUAUCCGGCUAGGCAUCGGGCACCCGAUCUCCCCGCACUCACGAUCCUAGGGCGGGUACAGCCAGACGAGACUCUCUUUCCCAACGAAGGCCACUGCCGGCGAUUCAAUAUUCUCGCCCGCGCAUUCGCCCAGCGGACUGCCGAGCGCUGGAACAAUACUCCGGAGAUGGGCUACUUGAACAAGAAACUCGGGAAAUGGAUGGAAGAUGGUAAACUCAUUGCAGUUGAUUCUAAGCCUAGGCUUAGUGGAAUCAUGGAUACCAUCAACGCAUCACGCGCACACGGCCCGAAGACGAAGCUGCCCUCGGAGUUCUACGAUCCCAAGGUACUCUCCAUUAUUGAGAGAAUUGGUGUAGAAGAAUGGUAUAGCGGAUACGGCGAGAGCCAGGAGUAUCGCACACUUGGCAUAGGUGGCUUGAUGGGCGAUAUUGUCGCUCGUAUGGUCGGAAGCGUCGAACACAGUCCGGCAGAUGGCGCCUACGAGAUCAAGCAAGCUAGCGCAGCUCCCAAGCCUAUCAAGUUUGGUAUGAGUGGCUGCCAUGAUACCACUCUUGCGGGUAUACUAGCCAGCCUGGGUGCCUUUGGUCCAGACAAAUGGCCUCCUUUCACGAGCCACAUCGCUGUUGAGAUGUUCCGCGAUCCCCAGGUUUCAUCAAUUCCAACGCAGGCACCCAAGAAUGCGAGCUGGUUCGGCUCAUGGUUCUCCAUCGGCCGUGCUGGUACACCAGCGCCGGGUACGGCUCCGCCAGGCAUUGGCCGUAGGCCGACCCCCGCAUUGACAGAUGCCGAGAAGAAGCAGCUAGACGGUUACUACGUAAGGCUUCGGUACAACGAUGAGCCGGUGAUCAUCCCCGGCUGCAAGGCUGCUGGCAACCAUCUUGAAGGUGAUGAGUCCUUUUGUACUCUGGCCGCCUUUAAGUCCAUUGUCGACAAGUACACACCUGUUGACUGGAAGAACCAAUGUCGUGGGAACCAUGAUGCGUCCGCCUUUCCGGUCAAGCCCGAGCCGGCAGGAUAUUAA